Abrus precatorius (Indian licorice) is the source of this 2143-nucleotide messenger RNA. RefSeq names its product CBS domain-containing protein CBSCBSPB3-like. Gene Ontology annotation, molecular function: protein binding. NCBI's taxonomy places the organism in Eukaryota, Viridiplantae, Streptophyta, Magnoliopsida, Fabales, Fabaceae. The coding region runs from base 223 to 1797 and encodes 524 amino acids. The transcript has 14 exons. The record is from RefSeq and is a predicted model, not a curated record.
GAACCUUUCAGUAUGGGGAAAAAACAAAACAAAACAAAUAAAAAAUUAUCUUAAUUCUGUGCUGAUGGAAGAGAGAGAGAGUGUGUGUCGUGAUUUGACAUGCAGAGGAGAGAGAUAGGGAGAUAGAGAAACAGAGGUUCAUUCAUUGUUCAUAGAAAUUUGGCACAUUCAGAUGACAAAUUAAGCGCCAAAUCUGAAUCACACACACAUACACAUCACACAAUGAGCACACAAGUUUCUUCCAAGAAGAACAAACGCCCUCCGAAGAAACACCACUCCUCCCAAAAUGGAACCGCGCAACCACCGGAUGAUGGAGGAGAAAGGACGGUGAAGAAGCUUCGGUUGUCGAAGGCACUCACCAUCCCAGACGGCACCACCGUUUCGGAAGCAUGUCGUCGAAUGGCCGCUCGCCGCAUCGACGCCGUUUUGUUAACUGAUUCCAACGCUUUGCUUUCUGGAAUUAUCACCGACAAGGAUGUUGCUACUAGAGUUGUCGCCGAGGGGUUGCGGCCGGAGGAGACGACGGUGUCCAAAGUGAUGACCCGGAAUCCAAUCUUCGUUACAUCUGAUACACUCGCCAUUGAAGCGCUUCAGAAGAUGGUCCAGGGUAAAUUUAGACACCUCCCUGUUGUGGAAAAUGGGGAAGUCAUUGCCAUGUUGGAUAUCACCAAAUGUCUUUACGAUGCCAUAUCUAGAAUGGAGAAGGCUGCUCAGCAGGGAAGUGCUGUUGCAGCAGCAGUUGAGGGAGUGGAACUCCAGCAAGCUAGUAAUGUAUCUGUAUUUUUGUCAGCUCCAAAUACUUUCAUUGAAACAUUGAGGGAGCGCAUGUUCAAACCUUCACUUUCAACUAUAGUCGGUGAAAAAACAAAGGCUGCUAUUUCAUCAAUAUCAGAUCCUGUCUACGUAGCUGCAAAAAGGAUGCGGGAGUUGCAAGUAAAUUCAGCUGUGAUUGUGAUGGAAAACAAGAUUCAUGGGAUACUUACUUCAAAAGACAUCCUUAUGCGUGUCGUGGCUCAAAAUCUUUCCCCAGAGUCAGUUUUAGUGGAAAAGGUAAUGACUCCAAACCCAGAAUGUGCAUCUCUAGAGACAACAAUUCUUGAAGCACUGCAUUUGAUGCAUGAUGGGAAGUUCUUACAUCUUCCUGUGGUGGACAGAGAUGGAAAUGUUGCUGCUUGUGUGGAUGUUUUGGAGAUAACUCAUGCUGCAAUUUCUCUGGUUGAAAGUAGCUCUGGAACUGUUAAUGACCCAACAAACACUGUUAUGCAAAAAUUUUGGGACUCAGCUUUUUCUCUAGAGCCACCGGAAGAUUGUGAUACUCAUAGUGAAGUCUCUGGACUACUUACUUUUGACGGGGCAGAUACCACAAAGUCUACAUAUCAAUCUGUAGGUUUUGGAAAUUCAUUUGUUUAUAAAUUUGAAGAUCAAAACGGUCGUGUGCAUCGAUUCUUCUCUGGUGCUGAACAUCAAGAUGAUCUUGUAUCUACUGUCAUGCAAAAAAUUGGUCAUGUUAAUGAUGGAGAACGCCCUACACUGCUGUACGAGGACGAUGAUGGUGAUAAAAUUAUUAUUGCAACUGAUAAUGAUCUUGCUGCUGCUGUCAGCUAUGCUAGGUCUGCAGGACUGAAGGCUUUGAAGUUGGAUUUGGAGUUUGCCAAUUCAUCCAAACCAACAAAACCACAAUCUGAUACAGCCAAUGUACAGCAAACGAGUAUAUUCUCUCGCCGUUCUGGUAUUUUUGCAGGUGCUGUUGUUCUAACGAGCAUUGGCAUAAUGGUCUACUUAAAGCGCUCUAAAUAGUGAUAUCAUGAUAUGUUUGCUAGUUUGCAAACAAAAUAUGUUAUAAUCUUACUGUAUAAAUUCCAGAUUUUGUCAAAGUAAAUCAAAUACUGUUGGCAAAGGAAAUGAUGGACAUGAUAUAGGUGAAUGAUUUGGAGGUUCUCUAAUUGCCUUUUUUUGGUCACUGAUGUAAUUACAACCAGUAAUCUCUUGUGCUUACUAGCGAGCAUAUGCAAAGAUAUACUCAUGGCAUAGUACACUGAAAUGUCACCAUAUUCGUCUCUAUUACUUAUGGUUAUGGUACUUGCAAUUCCUUAAAUUUAUCAACUUUCAUCGCCUACAACUUUUGUGGUUAUAAGGUGAUGUU